Messenger RNA from Cottoperca gobio, 4946 nucleotides. It is a transcript of the gene myot, whose product is annotated as myotilin. Gene Ontology annotation, cellular component: axon; plasma membrane. Gene Ontology annotation, biological process: dendrite self-avoidance; homophilic cell-cell adhesion; axon guidance. NCBI's taxonomy places the organism in Eukaryota, Metazoa, Chordata, Actinopteri, Perciformes, Bovichtidae. Gene Ontology annotation, molecular function: cell-cell adhesion mediator activity. The record is from RefSeq and is a predicted model, not a curated record. Bases 169 to 3429 code for a protein of 1086 amino acids. The transcript has 20 exons.
GGAGCGACCAAGCAAUGACUGGCAGCCACUCAGUCACAUAGCAGUUCAGCAUUUGGAUCAUUCGCACCUGUUGGAUAAAUACAUUUGAUGUUAUUUGUAAGCCUGCUGGGAAAAGGCCAGACAGAGAGUAAAGCAACGUCUGGAGCUGCCUCCUGGAACGCCUGAAACAUGGCUCACCUCCAGAGUGUGCAGAAGAAGACCAGCAGCAUGUCCCUGACCAUCUCCUCUUCCUCCUCUGCAUCCUCCUCUCGAGAGCUCUCCUGCAGCUCCAGCGUGCUCGCUCAGAGACACUCCAGCCUGGUGCAGCCGCUGUGUGUCAGCCCUCAGAGGACUGAGAGUCCCAUCUACAAUCAACAGUAUUCAGGUAAUGGAGUGGCCCCUGCUUUUGUUAAGUGCCUCCAUGACGUGUCCACAGUGAACGGGCAGCUGGUGGUCCUGGAGUGCAGACUGAGGGGAACUCCUCCUCUGCAGGUCAUGUGGUACAGAGAGAACGAGCAAGUCCUGGACUCGGAUGAUUUCAGGAUACUACGCAAGAAGGCCAGCUCUGCGUCAGUGCCAGAGGAGCUGUGCACACUGGUGAUCACAGAGGCCUUUCCAGAAGACUCCGGACUGUUUAAAUGUGAGGCCAUCAACUCCUUCGGCACGGCCUCCUGCUCAGCAAUCCUGGAAGUUUACAAUGACCUGGAGGAGCAGCUCGAGGUCGAGGCCACUCGUCAUCAGGAAGAAGUUUUUCUCCGACAGGAAAAGGAGGCGGAGUUCCAACAGGAGACUUCCUCCUUCAGAGAGAGCAGCGAGGACUUUCCGUCUGAGCUGCCUGACUCCAUGACCCUCCCACCUCCUGAGUGGCCUGACAGCCCUCUAGAAGAUAACAUCCCUCUUGCAGAUUUUCCAGAGCCUCAGCCGGCUUACUACUCUGAAGAACUCUUUGGUCGGAGCGAGGAGGAAAGUGCCCUGCGCUCAGAGGGCCAAAGGUCACCGCAGGUCACUGUCCGAGCCCGCACGCCCAGCCCUCCCCCUCCACCCUCACCCUCACCACCACCAACCCAAGUCAAGGACAAAACCCAAACACCCAAGCUGUUCACCCCAAGCAAGCUCAGUUUCAGCUCCUCCCAGUCAGGAGGCAACAACAUGAACAUGUCAGACCUGCCUACCUUCACUCCCAGCGUCUUCCCUCCCAGUGCCUUUAACUAUGAGCGGCCGAGGCAUUUUAUUCAAUCACAGGCAUCCUUUCAGGCUCCCAGCUAUGAGAGCGUUCUGAAAGAUUCCCAGGAGAACCAAAAUAACCAUCAACAGAACCUCAUCAGCUCCCAAAAUAGUCCAAAUGUUGCAGAGACACUGAGUCAAGCUAAAGUCAUGUCUGCACAAAGUCAGUCUUUUUCUCAAACUCAGUCAGUGUCCAAGUCUUUGUCACAGACCCAGUCACAGUUUCAGUCACUAAGCCUCAGUCAGAACCAAACCCAGUCUGUUUCCCAGACCCAGGCCCACACCCACAUCCAGGCACAGGCCCAGACCCAGGCCCACACCCAGAUCCAGGCACACACCCAGGCCCAGACCGAGACCCAGAUCAAGACAAAGGCCCACACCCAGACCCAGGCCCAGACCCAGGCCCAGACCCAGCCCCUCACCCACACCCAGAUCCAGGCACAGACCCAGGCCCACACCCAGACCCAGAUCCAGGCCCAGGCCCACACCCAGACCCAGAUCCAGGCCCAGACCCACACCCAGAUCCAGACCCAGAUUCAGACCCAGGCCAACGGCACAAGCAAGUCCUCUCCAUCCUCAUCUAGUCUCAGCUCUCCUGUCUCCACCCCAGCCUCCUCUGCUGCCACCUCCUCCUCCCCUCUCCCAGCCUCCUUAUCCUCUCUCCCCCGCACCACCAUGCGUUCCACCAUCACCCUCACCCCCAGCAUCCCCAGUGCCACCGGCCUCGGCAGCGCUACCCUGCCAGCCAACCAGGACACCAUGUCAGGACCUGCUGCUUACCUCUGCUCCGUGCUGCCGUUUCAGUCCGCCUUCUCCCCUUAUUCCUCCUCCAAGCUGUCUCCCAACUGCAACCUUCCCCGCCCCUCCAUCUCCCCCUCCCGCUCCCCACUCGCCCCCUCCAGCCCUCUCUUCCCCAUGAGGGCUUCGUCCUUUCCUACCCCCCUCCCUCAGCAGCCUCUCCCAGUGUCACCUUCCCUCCCUCGCUCCCCUCUCUCUCCCACCUCCUCCUCUCUCCCACAGCCCAACACUCCCAACGGUCAGAACAGAGUACCUCCUGCUGUGGUCUCCCUGCCUAGCAGCUACAAGGCAGCACCAAGCAUCCUUCCCAUGCCCAUUCUAAAGAAGACUGUAGCUCCUCGGCCUUCUUCCUCUCGCUCCACAGAUGAAGACAUCCAGGGCUCCAAAGACGCCCUCAUUCAGGAUCUGGAGAAGAAGCUGCGCUCAAAGGAGGCCAGGAGGAGAAGCAGCCAGACACACUCCAGCCCAUUCACGCUUACACAGUGUGCCUGUUUGAAGAAACUGUCCUAUGAGGAGCGUAUGGCUCGUAGGCUUCUGGGUCCAGACAACGCCAACAACAUGUUUGACCAAGACAGUCUAUCAGACUCACAACUCGACCAGCCAGAUUCACCAGAAGGAAGACACACAGGUGGAUUAUGGGGGAGGCGCCACUCAGGGACAGAUGAGAGGGGAAAUGAGGGCUCAGCUAUCCAGGAGAAAUCUUACGCUCCUCGCUUCCUGCAGAUCCCUCCAGACCUCACUGUAGAGGAGGGACGCUUCUGUAGGAUUGACUUCAAGGUGGGAGGCCUCCCGACACCAGACGUCUGCUGGUACCUGGAUGGUAAAGCUAUUCGUCCAGAUGACUACCAUAAGAUGUUGGUGUGUGAGAAAGGGAUGCUUUCAUUCAUCAUAGAGAUCGUCACAGUGCACCAUGCUGGGGUUUAUGAGUGUGUGGCCAGGAACCGAGCAGGGGAGAGCAGAUUUUCAAUGAGGCUCGAUGUAUUAGCCCAGGAGGCUCUCCGUCCUCCGACCUUUGUCCAGAAGAUGUUGAACUCCAGAGCUCUAGAGGGCGACACUGUGAGAUUAGAGUGUAAAGUAGACGCUUCCCCGCCUCCACAGCUCUUCUGGAAGAAAGAUAAAGACAUGUUGCGCAUUGACCCAAACAGAAUGAGUCUGUAUCAGGACGGUUCAGGCCGGCAGUGCUUGUUGCUAGAGAGGUUGAUGAAGUCUGAUGCUGGUUGGUACACUCUCUCUGCCAUCAAUGAAGCAGGCAUGUCCACAUGUAACGCCAGGCUGGACGUCGGCACUCGCACAACGCCGGCCAUGAAAACGGCACCGCCUGGCUCGAAGACGUUGAAGUUGCUGUCUUCUUUCAAACACGUGCCUGCUCUGACAGUAGAGAGCCCCGCCCAGCACACCGCCCCGCUGUACGAGAGUGAAGAGCUGUAGAACCCUCACUAACCCCAGUCACAUCCUCAGAUAACUAGCACAUAUAUCUCAGAACUGUAAAACUGGGCCGGAGCCUGUAUGUCAGGGCACAUAUGGUACUAAUCAUACUUUGGUUCAGAUUAUCAGCAUUGCAGCAGACCAGGAGACAGAAACACUUUGAGGCCAAUCCAGAUCAGGUUAAUUAACCAACCAGCAUUUAGGCCAAUAAUCUAUAUAGGUUCAUUUCAAAUUUCUUGAACAAAUCAAGUUGUAUUGUACGUUUGAGAUUAAGGUACAAAUACAUCUUUUGACGAAACUGAAUUUGAGAAUUUUCCUUCGUUGGAAAAAGUUUAAAUUGGUCUUGCACCUCCAUCCAUUAGAUGUUAUGUGUUGAGGAAACAACUCAAACCGUAAGGAACACUUGGUAGCUGCUUUGAGAGAAAUGUUUCCAGUCAUGUGCCUUAACCUCAUACUGUCCACCUGCUGCUGUGCGUCACCACUGUGCCUGUCCUUCCUCUGCAGAGCUGAUGUUUGAUACAUGCCCAUAAGCCUCUCUUCAUCUGCGUUCAUGGUGCGUCCAGGUCAUUGAUGUAUUAAUAGACCUGGAAACGGUGUGGCGGAGUCAGACCUGUCACUGCACUUUAAUCCUGACAACUGUCCGCUUGUCGCUCUCUCUCAUCCUGCUCUCCUAAAUAAGGACGAUUUUGUAUUUGAGCCUCCAAAUUUCAGUUCUUGUCCCUAAAUUACAGCUGCUGUUGCUUCUGAUGUGUGUCUGCAAAGCUCCAUAAACUGAAGAUCCAAGAGCUCAGAUUCUCUGCUGUGGUAUAAAUUCAGUGUACUGUGUUUUUAAAGUUGGUUUCUAAUAUACAGUGUAUGUGAAUGAAGCUAUUUAUUUGAAAUGGAGUUAUUAGUUAUCAGUGUUGGGACUCUCUUGGCCUGUGGUCUAUCACAUCGAGUUGGACAAAGUGAGACAGACUGUCAUGCUGAUACCCAGCCUCUACGACUGAACACAAAACCUGAUCUGCACAGAACUAACUUACUUAAGUUUACAUUUGAUCACAUCUGCAGUGCGGAUAAGACAUGUUUUUACACUUUGUUCAAGAGGAGAAAACCUUUAAUGCAUUAAUUGAUCCUGUAUGUUCAGUUAAAAAACAGGUAUCAGUAUGUCAGCCACACUCUCCAUUUCUGACCAGCACCUUACAUAAACAGAAGCUUGAUUUGCUGGCUUACCUUGGAACUGCUUGUUACAGCCAGCCAGGAAGUAAUGUCACCAACAAAAGGUAUAUUUGGCAGGAUUUUCAUGCAAACAGAAAGGCUAGUAUUUAACCGUGUGGCCACAAACUGCUUUUCACUCAGAACUAAUGGUUUGAGAUAAAGUAUACAAACAGGGUUAAACAUUGGACUUGCUUAAAGCACUAUAAUAGUUUUGGUAAAUUAGGCCCUUUCUGUUGAGAUUUUAAACUGUAGUAGUGUGUUUUUGUUUGUUGUGUAAGUUCUACAUAUCACUGGAUGAAUGAGGAAUAAAGUUUGUGACCUUC